Suillus bovinus is the source of this 165-nucleotide messenger RNA. RefSeq lists its product as uncharacterized. Bases 1 to 165 code for a protein of 54 amino acids. The transcript has a single exon. The record is from RefSeq and is a predicted model, not a curated record. NCBI's taxonomy places the organism in Eukaryota, Fungi, Basidiomycota, Agaricomycetes, Boletales, Suillaceae.
AUGGACUCACUACACAGAUUUGCAAUCAGAUCAUGGCACUUUAUGGAUGCUUAUCACAAAGGCCUAAACAGGAGCCAAGCUGCUUGGGCAGCAAAGAAAUAUCGUGGACAUUGUGUUCUUCCUGAUUCAAUCCUCACUGAGCUCAAUGCAGCACAUAUAAUCUAG